CGCGGGGCCGGCAGGAUGAGCAUCGAGAUCCCCGCGGGGCUGACGGAGCUGCUGCAGGGCUUCACGGUGGAGGUGCUCCGGCACCAGCCCGCGGACCUGCUGGACUUCGCGCUGCAGCACUUCACGCGCCUGCAGCAGGAGAACGAGCGCAGGGGCGCCGCGCGCUUCGGCCACGAGGCCAGGACCUGGGGGGACGCGGGCGCCGCCGCCGGGGGAGGCACCCCCAGCAAGGGGGUCAACUUCGCCGAGGAGCCCGCGCGCACCGACUCCGAGGACGCCGAGGAGGAGGAGGAGGCCGCGGACGCCGGCGCGUUCAACGCUCCGGUAAUAAACCGAUUCACAAGGCGUGCCUCGGGGUAUAUUUAUUGUAUGUUUCCUGAUGGAAGAAUGUCCAUUUUUAUUUUUAUAGUAUGUGCAGAAGCUUAUAAUCCUGAUGAAGAAGAAGAUGAUGCAGAGUCCAGGAUUAUACACCCCAAAACUGAUGAUCAAAGAAAUCGAUUGCAAGAGGCUUGCAAAGAUAUCCUGCUGUUUAAGAACCUCGAUCCGGAACAGAUGUCUCAAGUGUUAGAUGCCAUGUUUGAAAAACUGGUCAAAGAAGGAGAGCAUGUAAUUGAUCAAGGCGAUGAUGGUGACAACUUUUACGUGAUCGAUAGAGGAACAUUUGAUAUCUAUGUGAAAUGCGAUGGUGUUGGAAGGUGUGUGGGUAACUACGAUAAUCGUGGGAGUUUUGGUGAACUGGCCUUAAUGUACAAUACGCCCAGAGCGGCUACAAUCACUGCUACCUCUCCUGGUGCUCUGUGGGGUUUGGACAGGGUAACCUUCAGGAGAAUAAUUGUAAAAAAUAAUGCCAAAAAGAGAAAAAUGUAUGAAAGCUUUAUCGAGUCACUGCCAUUCCUUAAAUCUUUGGAAGUUUCUGAGCGCCUGAAAGUGGUAGAUGUGAUAGGCACCAAAGUAUACAACGAUGGGGAACAAAUCAUUGCUCAGGGAGACUCGGCGGAUUCUUUUUUCAUCGUAGAAUCUGGCGAAGUGAAAAUCACUAUGAAAAGGAAGGGGAAGUCAGAGGUGGAAGAGGACGGCGCCGUGGAAAUCGCUCGGUGUUCCCGGGGACAGUACUUCGGAGAACUGGCUCUGGUCACUAACAAACCUCGAGCAGCUUCCGCACACGCCAUCGGGACUGUCAAAUGUUUAGCCAUGGAUGUGCAGGCAUUUGAAAGGCUUUUGGGACCUUGCAUGGAAAUUAUGAAAAGGAACAUUGCCACCUAUGAAGAACAAUUAGUUGCCCUGUUUGGAACUAACAUGGAUAUUGUUGAACCCACUGCAUGAAGCAAAAGUCUGGAACAAGACCUGUAGUGACAAAAUUACACAGUAGUGGUUAGUCCACUGAGAAUGUGUUUGUGUAGAUGCCAAGCAUUUUCUGUGAUUUCAGGUUUUUUUCCCUUUUUUUUUUUUUUUUUACAUUUACAAUGUAUCUGUAAACAGAGUAGUGAUUUAAUACUCAAUAGGCUUUACCAUCACUUUCUAAAGAGUAGAUCAAAGAAAUAUUGACAUACUGAUGAAAUGACUUUGUACUCCACAAAAUUACAAUUUGAGUGAAAGGUUUAUUCAAAUGAUUGUAAUAUAUUGAAAGUAUCUGUGUGUAAGAAGAUAAUUCAAGGACGCUGCCAUGGGCGAUUUGUGUUCAUUUGGACUUCCUCGGAUUGCUUGUGUUAGUGACUAUGCCCAUGUAAAAGGGAAUUGGCAGUGAAUCAUGCUGGACAGCAUGGCAUCACAUUCUUUUUACAACUCUCACUAUAUAUAGUAAGUACAGUUUUAAUCAUUUUUGUUUUCUCAAGUUUUUCUGGCUUGAUAAGUUCUGUGCUGGCCUUGGGCUAUGGUGAAAUGAUAGAACACAUCAUAUGCAAUUUUCCAACCUUUUAUAUUUUUGCAAUAAAGUACAUUUUGACUUCUUCGGCAUAAUGUCAGCGACCAGUGGUUUUAAGGACGGGCAGUGUGGUCAUUAUGAUAAUAGGGAAGAGUCCUUUUUUAGAGGAGAGAUCAUUAACACAAUUUCCUCAUAAAGCGUAUAUCUGCUUCCUUUUUCCAUUUUGUAGUUCUCUAUACUCUUUAAAAGUUUGAGUUCGACAUUUAAUGUAACAAAUGGUUUUUUAAGUGCUAUAUAAACUUGUCUUCUACAAGCCAGAGAUCUUACAUAUGCUAAAAAAGAAAAAAAAGAAAAAAGAAAAAACCACCUCUCCUAUGCCAAAAAUAUUUUGGGGUCCUUAUCCACACACAGCAUAUUUCUCUGUUCUUUACUAGGUGUACAUAAUAUGAUCCUUUGCAGACAUCUCCCAUGGGUUUUCUUUAGGGUGGCAGAAAUAAACUUUUAUAAGCAAAACCAUACGUAAAGAUAAAAGGAAUUUCUGUCCUGUCCCAAUGUACCAUUAGGCCUUGCCAUUUACAUUAAUGUAGGACUCAAAAGUGCAGGAUGAGCUUAAUAGAUUUUUCAUUGAUAAUUAAUGUGCUUACUGUUCUGACACACAGGAUGAAUUACAUUCGACCAAAGCAGUAUUAUUCUUCACGUGAUUUCUAGGCCCACAUGACCCCAGUGUCUGGAGAGGUUAAUUUGAACCAGUAGUUCACUCUUAAAUGAGUAAUUUCAUUUUGGGAAAUAAGUUUUAAGGAAAUGUGUACCUGGGGAAAAAUAUUCUGUGGCCAUUAUAGUAUGAUGUUACUAGAGAACGUUUAUGGUCUUACAUAUAUAAUGAAAAUAUGGUUAAAAUGUGUUCAUCAAAUAAUGUACAUAUAAAAAGUAUGUAAAGUAUAACUUAGCCACGUUUUAGAACACUGUUUAACAAUUUUGCAAACUUUCUUGUAGGAAGAGAGCUUACAACAAGAAGAUGACUUGUUUUCUAUUUCAGAUUUUAUUUUAAAAGCCAGGUCUGUUAAACAAGAAAAAAACAUGACGAAUCCCCAGAUUCCUGGAUCAUUAUUCUGUAUUCUUUAUCCACUUUUUUUAAGAGAUCUUGUUGCAUCAGCUGAUUGUUAACUAUUCAUGGAAUAGCAGACAAAUGCCUGUUUAAUAAAGAACUCUGACCAAGGCUGUAAAUGCCAGUUACAUUAUUUUCAGUAUUGUUGGUUAUAUUUAAAUUUACCUUAUAAUAAAGCACACUUUUAUAAUAAAAA
Molecule: messenger RNA, 3162 nt
Organism: Canis lupus familiaris (dog)
Lineage: Eukaryota; Metazoa; Chordata; Mammalia; Carnivora; Canidae
Gene: PRKAR2B
Product: protein kinase cAMP-dependent type II regulatory subunit beta
Exons: 11
Coding region: 16-1323 (435 amino acids)
Biological process (GO): regulation of protein phosphorylation
Cellular component (GO): cAMP-dependent protein kinase complex
Molecular function (GO): cAMP-dependent protein kinase regulator activity
Source: RefSeq, a predicted model, not a curated record